Molecule: messenger RNA, 6421 nt
Organism: Varroa destructor (honeybee mite)
Lineage: Eukaryota; Metazoa; Arthropoda; Arachnida; Mesostigmata; Varroidae
Product: UTP--glucose-1-phosphate uridylyltransferase-like
Biological process (GO): UDP-alpha-D-glucose metabolic process
Molecular function (GO): UTP:glucose-1-phosphate uridylyltransferase activity
Source: RefSeq, a predicted model, not a curated record
GUGGCACCUGCAAACAAGCACUUGUCCUGCAUGCAAACACUAGAUAUUAUCAACUCGCUAAAAAAUAUCAAUAUAUUUUAUUUGUUACUAUCCAGUGAUGAUUCUUUAUUCGUACUUGUUACUUGAAUGAGUUCAUUUUAUUGGUUGUGACUGCCAUUUUGCCAUUACGAGUUCGACGGGGCUAUAUUACGUACUUUUUAUAAUGCUCUAUGGUAAAUAAAAAUUCCUUCUAACCAGUUGCGAACAUAAAUAUCUGUACACUUCUAUAAAGUAAUAUUUUAAAUGUUUCGCAACUCUCUUAGCUCACAGAUGAAAAAUUUGAAAUAGCAAUUUACUUUGCUAUUUUACCACUAUUCCAUCCCGCGCAUAAUAUUCCCAGUACGAAGCAUAAACCAGUGCAAAUUAAAAAAAUGUACCUUUCUAACAUGCAUAUAAACACCGUCUAUAUAUAUAUAUAUAUAUAUAUAUAAGUCGCGGUUUUCUGAUCUAAAAUAUAAUUCUUUUAUAUUUUGUUAUAAUAGCAACUCAUAACUCUCGCACUUUGGAACUACGUGGGAUUGUGUAGAAAUAGAAGUUCAAAACACACAAUAUGAACUCCCAUUUAAAAAUGAGAAUAUUUAAUCUUGUGUAAGGUCAUCCACAUAUACCUCUACAACUCGCUUUCUCCAGUUUCUUUCAUUUUUAUGAACUUCUUAGUUGUCCUUAAACACUUAGAUUUUUCGGAAUAUUGACAUAUCCAUUAAAUAUUUCAUGUAUAUCGUGGCUAAGCAAGAUUUUAGCUAAUCUAGACAUAUCAACAUAUCUCUAUUCGUGGCUACUACCAGAAAAUGAUUUGUAAAUAUAGGUAACGGUAGUGCGAAAACAAGCGUUGAAGGCAGUUUCUCAACCCCGAGUCAAAACCAUGACCAAAGAAAAUCAUGGUAUCAUUUUAUCUACAUACGUUUCCAAAAAUGCUUUUAUCGGCACAUGAAAAAUUAUUUAUCCGAAUAUCUGUUUCAAUUUCCCAAUUAGCAUCCUGUAUAAUGCAACACCUUUUUUGCUAAGUAACGCCGUAACGCAUCACAUUGAAUUACACACUUUGAUAAAACUGUUUAAUCUACAUUCAAGCCAAUGGCAUGCUUAGCUUUCGUUAGUUCUUUGCUCAUAAAAGAUGUAGUCUGAACAGUCAUACACGACAUAAUGACUCACACUGGUAUUUGUUAAAACAUCAUAACUCCAUUACAACCAUUGAUUUAGCAACAGUUUCUAUUUAUAAUUUCGGUCACUCUCUCAACAGAUAUGUGGUAAAUCAUUCUAUAGUUGUAUUGGCCGACCUUAUUCCUAAUUCUCAGAAUCCUCUAGACUAAAAACCUCACCGAAACAUAUGGUUCAUAUCGGUGCUUUUUAGGCUUUCGUUAAGGCUAACCAUCGGAAGAUCGUUACGCGCUAAAACGCAUUUUUUCGAGUGACUGAAUACCCCUAGUUUUUAGAGGAUCCCAUUGAAUACAAGCAUCAAUAAAAUUAGAUGUUUGGUGGUGCAAAAGAUGAUGCAGUACGCAAAAUCUCGGAAGUGUCGCAAUUUAAACAACUGACGAAAAAGGACGCCCAGGUCUUAAUGCUCAACGAAAUCGAGAAACUAAUCACAACGUGUCAAUCGAACGAGAAAGAGGGUGUGGAAGAAGAGCUUCAUCGUUUUCAACGGCUAUUCACGCGUUUUUUAACGUCUUCAAAACCUAUCGACUGGGACAGAAUCACAGCUCUGCCGCCGGAUGCCAUUCGGGAUUAUGCUGACCUCCCAAAACCAUCGGCCGACGUCGUGCAAGAUUUGCUUUCCAAGCUAGUCGUUGUCAAACUAAACGGUGGACUUGGAACUUCAAUGGGUUGUCAAGGGCCUAAAAGCGCGAUACCAGUACGCAACGAUCUCACCUUUUUAGAUCUGACGGUCCAGCAAAUCGAGAACCUGAACGCGACCUACGGAUGCGAUGUUCCACUAGUAUUAAUGAACUCAUUCAAUACAGAAGACGAUACUAUCCAAAUUCUACGGAAGUACAAAGGUUUCAACGUUAAUAUCUUCACAUUCCUGCAAUCACGCUUUCCACGCAUCCACAAAGAUACUCUUAUGCCGCUGGCCAAAACUCUUGCAGACAAGGAUAAUGAUGAAUCCUUCUAUCCGCCUGGUCAUGGCGAUUUCUACGAGUCGUUUUGCCAAUCAGGUUUGCUCAAGCACUUCUUAAACCAAGGUCGCGAGUACGUAUUUAUGUCAAACAUAGAUAAUAUGGGCGCAACAGUAGAUUUAAACAUACUGUCGUUCCUCUUGUCCUCCAAUGACAAACCAGGAUUCGUUAUGGAGGUUACGGAGAAAACCCGCGCCGAUGUGAAAGGUGGUACGCUUAUCAAUUAUGGGGAUCACAUCCGACUGCUGGAAAUCGCACAAGUCCCACCCGACCAUGUAGAUGAAUUUAAAUCUGUCAAGAAAUUUAAGAUCUUCAAUACGAACAAUCUUUGGAUUCGUCUUGAGGAAAUUGAAAACAUUGUGGAAAGUGGCUCGCUAGAGCUUGAGGUCAUCGUGAACCCCAAAACCCUAUCAAAUGGGGUAAAUGUCUUGCAACUUGAAACUGCUGCCGGAGCAGCGAUUAACCAUUUCGGCCAUGCAUUUGGAAUUAUCGUUCCCAGGUCACGUUUCCUUCCUGUUAAGAAAACAUCCGACCUUAUGCUGGCGAUGAGCAAUCUCUAUACAAUGAGCAACGGCACCCUCACUAUGUCACCUCUUCGGGCAUUUCCGACUGUGCCUUUUGUCAAGUUAGGAGAUAAGCACUUUUCGAAGGUCCGGGACUUUCUAUCUCGCUUCAGCUCGAUACCAGACAUAUUAGAGCUUGACCAUUUGACUGUAUCCGGCGACGUCACGUUCGGAAAAGGUGUUGUUCUCAGAGGAACAGUGAUCAUUAUUGCCAACCACGGAGAUCGGAUUGAUGUUCCAGAAGGAGCAAUUCUUGAGAACAAAAUCAUGUCUGGGAACUUGCGCAUCCUUACUCAUUGAUUUUUCUGCAACUAUACCGGCUUCGUGAUUAUCCGAAACAAGAGACCACUGUUACCUUUUUAAAACAACUAAUAAUUGCAAUUAAGACCGAUUCUUUAAAUUAUGAUUGAAAAAACUUUGCUUUUUUCAAUAACCUGAACAUUUGAUUAUUUUUUAUGCCAUGGAUGUCUCAGGAUGGAGCGUGCUCCUAACAGCCAUCAAAUGAUAAGGUGAAGCAACAUUCCGAAUCGAUUGAAAUGUAAAAUAUUCCACCAUUUUGCAUAUUAAUGAUCUACAGUUACUUUGUGCGGAAUGUUGUUAAGUCUACGAUUACGUCAUAAGAAAUAAUUUAAGACCCUUUCACCUGUCAAUUUUACAGUGAGCAGUACUUUUUUAUUAGCAUGGCGCAGUUUUUCGGACAUUUUCAAUUGACCACCUACUUAAAAUCAAUUCCCUUUUUCCGUUACAGAUCUGUUUUAGCAUUAUUUCUGUCGAGCAACAAGCAGCCAUACGGUCACACGGUUUUGACCCAAUUCGAUGAGAUUCGGAAUUUUUUCUUGUUUUAUUUUUCUGAUUAGAUUUCAACAAAAACAUAUUUUUUAACGGACGGUUCUUUACGUGCAAAAAGUCUUAUUCCUGAAGGUCAUAUUUAUUAAAUCUAGCUUGCAUUUACCUUAAUUAAAGCUCUAACUUGAGACCUAAGGCACUCAACAGUGAUUCUCAAAAUAUAUCUGCUUUACUUAGCAAGUAACUUUUCAACAGUAGUCGCACGUUAAGCGAUAUUGGUAAGUGUUAAGUUUUUAAGGUAUCGCUCGAAUACGCUACAAAAAAUAUCUAGCCCGAGCAAAAUAUUCGAAAAAUGUAAACAGGCGCAAGAAAUCUCAGAGAUACUGAGUGUUGGAGUUUAUUUGGACGACCCAGUUGGGAAUGAGUACUCCCUCUAUUUGAACAUGACCACACUUUUCAGUACCGAAAACACAAGAUCAUCAAAAAUGUCUUUUUGCACUAUUGCGAUGAAUUUCAGAUGUUUUAAAUCGAAUCCCUAUUGAGAAUCCUUCUUUUUGCCCCAUGAAAAUCCUCCAAUUUUUUUGGAAGACAUAUGCAAAUUGUCAAUAACACCGAUUUCGCAAAAAAAAAAAUUCGAAUCUCGAUGGGAGCUCAUCCCACGCAGAGAGUUUAAUAAUAACGGAUCUACGCUAAAAUUAAAAGGAUAACUCAUUGUUCUCCACCAUAAUAAAUUUAUAGUUUUGUUUUAAAAAGAACUGACUUUUUUCUAGCUUCAAUACCAUAUUAAAAUGCGCGGUUCAGUACCAAUAACAGCAUCAUAACGGAGGUAAGCAAAACAGGCCGUCCAAACAGAUUCGGUGCAUUUACCUAUUUUGAAUUUGUAUCUUCUCUGGUUUUGUUCUCUCGUGCUUCCGCUUUGUAGUUGCCAAGUGAUACUCAGUUUUGCCUUUUUUGCACCUUGAUGAAAUCUUUCAGCAUCGAUUUAUUAUCAAAAUGCAUAUUACCCAUGGUGGGCUCACAGUCAUCGAUUAUACGACCCGUAAAGAAUAUAGUAUUAUUCACGCUACUAAAAUGCAAACUGUUGAUGAGCUGAUUUUACUGAUUCAAAUUAUAAUAACUUGAGUUUGGCGAAUUACGCAUUCUCCCAUUACAACAAACACUAUAUUGCGCCAUAUUCUACUGCCGACGUUGCGCGCUUUACAGGCAGUCCAGUGUGCCAAUUAUUCUUCGAAUUUUGCUUGAGUAGGCAAAAACCAUACGUUAGUUGCUCUUUCCGUUUUAAACGUAUUUCGGUCGGUUCGUGCACAUAAAAUAGUAAACAUCUUUUUAUGUGGUUACUUGGCUUAACAUAAAACACUUCACCGUACCAACAAAUGGUCUAUUUAAUCACACACGUAAUUACAUAAACACCUUCCACAUGUGAAAUUGCCAACACAUUAAAUAUUGCUAGCUUCAAAUCUAUUGACUAUACAAGUCUAUUUUCAGCCUAAAAGGCAAACACGAAUUAUUAAGUAUAGCCCGUCUGCUGUUCCAAAAUAAACUACUAGUAAUGCCACAGGCAUCAUAUGGUUUAAUCAAUGACCUUAUCACACAACAAAUGCAGUUUUGAGAACAAACAAGACACCGAAUAAACGAUUUUGUACUUUCAGUUUAUUUUUAAUUACGGUAUUUAUUUCCGAUGUCGUUCAGCUAACCGUUCUCUGUCAGCUACCGCACUGCUCAAAAGACACUCGGCAUGAUAGACAUUUUCUUGCAUGGCUACUCAUGGUCAAAUAGAUUUUAUAAUGACACGCUAAACUAAGCACAAUUUAUAGGAAAUGUUUCUAAGAUUGACGUCUAUAUGUAGGCAAGCACAAAAUCUCGCAUUAUGUUUUACUCAAUACUAACCGAUGCUUUAUAUUAUAUCAUUAUCGACAAAAUGCGCGAAACGCUUACUCAGAUACAGUCGCUCGAGCUUUUAGCACAAACGAUUUGCAGUGAGCCAUGGAAAAUCAGAAAAGUCAAGUGGUUCAGAUAUGUAAGUUUCGUUUCGGAACUACAACCAGAGAGACAGCUUGCUGCACAAGCAUUUAGUAAAAGAUAUACUACUGGAGGCACCGUAGGCUUUUAAUUUAAAAAAAUCCAGGGGAAAAUUUCGAACCCAAAAAUGAGUCUCGUGGAAGAUUUCUUGUGAACAUGAAUAACAAAUUGUUGAGAAUUUUGAUGGAUUCCGACUCGUUUCAAAGUGAACAAGUAUUAGCACUUGAAUUUGGUGUGCGUUCGAAUACCAUAGCUGCCCAUUCCGAUAAAAUUAAUAAGGUGGGAAAGUUAAACAAAUUGAUCAACGAGGAUCAAAAACAGCGACAUUCAUUUCUCAUUGCUUUCCCAUUAUAGUAUUACUAAGCACUGAAAUGUAAAAACGUAGGUUUUCUACGACGAUCGCAAACAUUAACGUCAAUGGGUGGAUACAACUGAACCGACAAAGCAUAAUCCAAGUAAAUGUACAGCUACAGGACCCUGUUAUAUGUUUCGUGGUGAGUCCUGGUUCGCUCAUUACCGAUAAAGCUUACUGUUAACAGAUGGAGGUGAUAAGCAACUUGUACAUUAAGCAGCUAAAAUCAGUGAACAGAAGUAAACUACCUCUACUGUAUGGUAAAAUUCUACGGUAGUUAAAAUGCACCGACAGUACUCAUACAAUGCUCCCACAAGUUCCCAUCCUCUUCAAAAUAUGGGCAAUCUUCUAUAGCAAAAUUGUGCGAACCUUAAAAUGAUAUUUAAACUGCCUUCCGAAGCCUUCUUUGCUUUUGUACCUCAACUUUAUCUAAAAAAAAAUAGGUGAUUCUCUAAAUUUUAGAAGGCCAUAGAUAAUGAUCUAUACGUCAAUAUAAAAUAAAAGAAAGAUGCCUAUGAAUAAAGUUCGAAAAGUUAAGAGCUCACUAU